Molecule: messenger RNA, 9004 nt
Organism: Lagenorhynchus albirostris (white-beaked dolphin)
Lineage: Eukaryota; Metazoa; Chordata; Mammalia; Artiodactyla; Delphinidae
Gene: NIP7
Product: nucleolar pre-rRNA processing protein NIP7
Exons: 11
Coding region: 3735-4277 (180 amino acids)
Biological process (GO): ribosomal large subunit biogenesis; ribosome assembly
Cellular component (GO): preribosome, large subunit precursor; nucleolus; nucleus
Molecular function (GO): RNA binding
Source: RefSeq, a predicted model, not a curated record
AGAGUGGCACCGCCAAGCUCCUUACCUGGGAGCUGUGCUCAGCAUCAAGCCACCACAGUUUUGAACUGUAUCUGUGACAAUCUGUGCUUUAUCUCCAUUUAUUUUGUGCAUCUGUUAGCAAGAUGUGUCCCAAGGUAACUGCUUCUUCAAUUUAUGCUAUUUCAGCUUAGGAAAGGUUUCAUCAGAACACUCUUCUUUCAGAUCGUGAGGAAACCUAUAUCACCCCUCCCCCAGCCCUGCUCCAUGGCCUCCAUCCAAAGAAUGAGCCAAGUACCAGCUGCCUAAGAGAUCUCAGCAGAAAAGUCUUCCCCAGAUCUGUUAAAGGUGGAAAGCAAAAGCUGGAGACCUAAACUGUAUCUGAACCUGUUAAAAUGUAUGAAUACUCAGUUACGUUAAUAUUGUCAUUGAACUGGGGACAUUCUGUCCUGUGUUUUACUUCCACAGGCAAACUGGUAUCCAAAACAAAUGGAGACUAUGCAGGUAACACACUUGAGCCCUUUGUAAACGUAAGAACUUGGUGAAGGCGAUCAACCACAGCCUUAAUCCGCAUUUUAAAACACAGCUUUCAGGUGUUUGGGGACUAUAUUAUCUAAUCUUGGCUUUGGGAACAGAUGAUACAGCUCUUCUGAAAUCAUGUCUACUGAGAGUGGCUAUUUACUUGCCCGCGCCCCAUCUUUAUCUCCAUACAAAAUUGCCAGGAAAUGUCCACUCCUUCAGGGGAGUUAUUUUUCUUCUCAAGUUAAAGGCAAUACAUUGUCCAUAGCUCAUUUCAGGGCAAACAUUAACAUCUUCCUCCAACUCGGGAAGGCAUGCUUUGACAGGCCAUUGUUUUCUGUCGGAGCAGAGCCAAUACCAAGUCGAUGCCAGGUAAGACAUGCCCAGCUUAAAGCCAAAAUGUUUGUGUCUUGGUUUUCAGGGUCCUCAGAUGCAGCAGGAAAACUUUAGUCAUUCACCUCCAUCCAAUGGAUGUUUGUAAAUGUCUUGCUGUCCAUUUUGUCAAUGAACAGGCAGCCCUGCAAGUGGUCCAUCUCAUGCUGGAUAAUGCGGGCUGCCCACCCACUGGCCUGCCACACCACCUGUUCUCCUCCGGGGUCCAUCCCUGAAAAGGAAGGUACAGCCUGGGUGAGGACAUGCUGAACUGCAUCAUUCUCAACCUACUUAGCCUUUCCUUGCCCCUGGCUGUUCCUGUUUACAAGAGGCAAUAUCAGAAGGGGAUGCAGACGGCAGCCCCUAUGCUUCCUAGAAAAGAAGUCUGAACUCUGCCUCUUACCAAGUAUUCAGCCUGGUUCCCAACUCUGACGAGUAGGUUGCUGGGUUCGCUAUGGGGCUGAAAUGAGAAACGAUCUUCCCAAGUGACUUGCUCAAGAGGAACAAUUAUCCCAACCCCAGCAAAGAAUCACACUCUGCAAAACAUCCUGUGGUAUGACAGGGUCUGCUCGUGGGUAGGUAGGUUCCGCUGAUCAGCCAUCAACCUGUCUACGCUUUAACUGGAACUUUGCGGAAACCGUUUCGUGGGAUCCGAGGCCGCCGCCUCCGCAGGUUAAAGGGGAGCACGCAUUUACCUAUCCGCCCCAGGGACCCCACCGCCGCGCACCUGAGAUCUGCACCGCCUGGAAGCGGGGCACGCAGGCCAGGAAGCCGCUGAUGCUCUCGCAGCCCUCGGGGAAGGUGACCAGGCGGCUGUCCAGCACACGCAGGCUGGGGUUCACGAACACGCGCAGGGGGAAGGUUUCCAUCUGACGGGCCUCGCGCACGCGCGGCGCGCAUGCGUGGAAGAGCGCCUCAGGGAACUCGACCGCCAGCACCUGCAGCGGCACUCCGAGCUGCGGCGCACUCAAGCCCACGCAGCGGCGGCGUCGCAUCACCUGCACCAGCCGCUGCACCAGCUGCUGCAGCUCGGGUCCCGCCAGCUGUGCCGGCUCUACCGGGGCCGCCACGGCCCGCAGCGCCGGGUCCCCGACCUGGCACACGCGCGGGUACGGCGGCUCCGGCGCUCCCUGCACCAGACGCCGAUAAAGGCCAGAGGCUCCUGGACGACGCUGACGUUCACAUGCCCCAGGUUUCCGUACUUGGAGAGCUGAGUGGGUGGAAUGCCUGGCCCAGAUGGUAAAGAAUAGAAGUGGAAAAAGCGUUUAAUGAAUUUAAUUAUGUGUCACAGGUCUGUGCCAUCUGAGCUGGAGGAAAAAGGACUUGGAGACAGCGAUUUAAAUAAGGAACGAGGUCUUCCAGGAAGACAGUGCAGAACUGGACGAAGAGCUCUUGCUCCCCACUGCUGAAGGCAGCCUCUUCGGCACGAUGGAAGGCCAAGAUUACUUUUGUUACCUAAGAGACAAGGGCACCAUCAAUCACCGGACUCCAGACGCGCAGGCUCAGCGGCCAUGGCUCACGGGCCCAGCUGCUCCGUGGCAUAUGGGAUCUUCCCGGACCGGGGCACGAACCCGUGUCCCCUGUGUUGGCAGGCAGACUCUCAACCACUGCACCACCAGGGAAGCCCUCCUUGCUCUUUCUCACAGGAGGACAUCAACAGAAAGAUUUUAUACAACCACAUCACAACUGCCACCUGGCUGACAGCAACUGUGAGACACUUCAUGAAAGGAGACUAACCAGAGCUUUUCAACCAGAAAAACCUCUAAAACCACACUAAACCGAAGUCAGCAGGCACCACUGUCACACAGACUGGUUUAUUACAAAAGUCUGGCCACUUGUUACUAAAGGAGGCCCCAGAAGAGAGCCAACAGUACGUGCUCACCUUGGCAAGGGCGUCUUCCAGGGCCACAGUCACAUCCUGCACCAGGGCCAUGGGGCAGCAGAGGCGCAGAUCAUUGAAGGCGACCAGAAUAUUGUUGAGGAAGCAGGCAAGGGGUGGGAAGUCUAAGAGCACCAUGGGCGGCUGCAGGGUCCCCGGCUGAGUGACUGGAACAGCAGCAGGCAGGUUACUGCUGCUCAGGAUGGCUGGAGCUGAGAUGAGGGUGUAGGAGUUCAUUUCAUCCUGGAACUUCUCGACCGUUUCUUGAAUUGCUUUCUGGAAAGUGCUGAUAGCCACUCGCUGGAAAACAGGAGCUAACUGACCCCGGAAAUCAGCCCCUACCCGGCUAAAAGACAGUCCAAAGUACAUGCACUGGCCUAGCAGAGAGUCCAGACGGCUGCCUAUCCCUCGGUUAAGGUCAGUCUCCAGCACCUGCAGGAAUUGUGAGACUUUCUGCAGCACCCAGCCAUGGAAGAUGGCACUCUCAUUCACGGUGUGCUCGCCCAUGGCAGGGGGCAGCAACGGGUCCUCGUCUGAGAAGAUGGCACGGUACUGGGUGAUAAUAUCGAACAGGUGGACACGGCAGGCCUCGAUGGUUUUCGUGAUGUGGAAAUAGGGAUCAUCACUGGGGAUGGCAGUCAGGAUAGAUCGGAGCCAAGCAUCUCGGGCCUGAAGAAACUUGACCCUCAACUCAGCCUCGGUGAAGACAUCCAUUUGCCGUAAGAAGCCAAUGACACGGAGGCAGGCAGGGAGCUGGAUGUUCGUCCUCAGUUGUUGGAUCAGCUGGCUCAGCAUCAGCUGCAUGGACUGGCGUACUUCGUUCACAAUGCCCUGACGACACAGGGGUCGUCCAGGUUACGGGGCGCUAGCGUGGGGCAACGACUGGAAAGCAGCUAGAGAGGCAGGCUUUGAGGUUGCCAAGGAGCGGCUGAUCUUCCGUUUCCGGUAACUGAGGCACGAGGAUCCGGCGUUCCAACCCAGCGGGAAAAUGCGGCCUCUGACUGAAGAGGAGACGCGAGUAAUGUUUGAGAAGAUAGCAAAAUACAUCGGGGAGAAUCUACAGCUGCUGGUCGACAGGCCCGACGGCACCUACUGUUUCAGGCUGCACAACGACCGGGUGUACUACGUAAGUGAGAAGAUUUUGAAGUUGGCCGCCAACAUCUCCGGUGACAAGCUGGUGUCGCUGGGGACGUGCUUCGGAAAAUUCACGAAGACCCACAAGUUUCGGUUGCACAUCACGGCUCUGGAUUACCUAGCACCGUAUGCCAAGUAUAAAGUGUGGAUAAAACCUGGAGCAGAGCAAUCCUUCCUGUAUGGGAACCAUGUGCUGAAAUCUGGACUUGGUCGAAUCACUGAAAAUACUUCUCAGUACCAGGGAGUUGUGGUGUACUCCAUGGCAGACAUCCCUUUGGGUUUUGGGGUGGCAGCAAAGUCUACACAAGACUGCAGGAAAGUAGACCCCAUGGCGAUUGUGGUAUUUCAUCAAGCAGACAUUGGGGAAUAUGUGCGGCAUGAAGAGACAUUGACUUAAAACGAAAUCAUCGCGAGGACUUGUGGCUGUGUGGAAGGGCCUAGCUUUGUUUCCUGUGUCUGUGUAGGCUCCACCAUCAUGUUGAAUUUUGUCAACACUGUGACCUCUUCAGGGACUUUUUAGUUUAAUAUUCUAUUAUGGACAAAUGCAGGCUGGAUUCUUAUUAUGCAGAAAUGGCUCAAAAACGGGAUUUUGGAUCUUUGUGAUUAUGACUAACUAGAAUGCUGUGUUUUAUAUUUGAAUCAGAGGGCUUCUUGUUUUGAGUAACAGGUUCUAAAUUGUUGGAACUGAGGACAAGAAUAGCGUAUUGUUAUCUGUGAUAACACUUUUCCAAACACAUGAUAAGAACGUAAUGAAUUUUCUUAUUUAUUAAUACUAUGAAAGAUAGAUAUUGCCAUCAGAAUAGUAGGUCGUGUGUGGAAUUUUACAAAUGAAAUUUGGAUAAAACAGUAAGAGCAGUUUAUUCUGCCGAUUUUCUUUACGGUAGGUGCUGUGUAGUGUGGAAAAAAACUUGGAUUCAAACACCAGUUCUCACAUCUACCAGCUGUAUGGCCUUAGAUGAGUCAUUAAACUUUAAUAAGCUUCAUUUCCUUCUGUUUCAAAAAGCAGCCUAGCCGUCUUCCUAAGAAUAGUUUUUAGAAGUGGAAAUCGUGAUCGUAAAGCAUCUAGCACAGUGCCUGGCAAAUGAGAGUGUUGAAUAAAUGAUAAGAGUUAUUUCUGUAACGUUUAUACUGAGUAUUUCUGUUACUAAGAGUAGGAUCUUAUGAACAUAAUUUGAUUAUAUUAUCUUGGCUUUUACAAGCGGUUUUCUCACUCUUUUUCUUGAAUGGUAUGAUCCCAGGCUGAAUGUUAUUUUUAUCACCUUGAUUUCUAAAACAAUUUCUCUUAUAAAUCUUUUGGGUUUUUUUUUAAUUAAAAAAUUUUUUUUAUUGUAGUAUAGUUGACGUACAAUAUUGAGUUAGUUUCAGGUGUACAGCAAAGUGAUUCAUUUAUACAUAUAUUCUUACAAAUCUUUAAUUACAUGACUGGACUGGACAAAAAGCACUACUCAGAAACCCUGAAAUAAUAAUUUAGCUCCUCCAUCCUUCUCCCAUGCCUUCCAAAAUUAUUUUUAGAAUUACUAAAAUAUUUUUUAGUGAAAAACAUGUCACAGACAAAAAAUUUUUAAGUACCUGUAUUGUAAAGCAAUUUCUUUAGUGCAUAUACUGCUUAAUUUAAAUUCCAAAGGUGACAUCUCUAAAAAUAAAUCAUUUUUCAAUUACAAAAAAGCACUCUACCAACUCCUGUUUUUGUAUGCAACAUAUAAAACCCAGUUUUAUAUGUUUUUGUCCCAUAUUUUUCAACUUUUCUCCCUUCCAAGGUUCUCUGUUAAUUUCUAAAUAAACAUAGUGAAGGUUAAGGGGCUGCAGUAUGAUGGACAGUAUUUUGAUGGUAGCAUUUAGUGUGUACUUUAGAAAUAGUCAACGUCAAAACUUUACACACUUUUAUUUAUUGCUAUUUUGCCUGUGUAGAUGAGAGCAAUAGGCUACAACUUUCUAACAAGAAAAAUUGAUUUUUUCCCAAUAACUUUACAAAGAUUUGAGAGAGCUUGUGCCCCAGAAGAAAAGAGCCAGGGCACUGUAGUUGUUCGAGCUUAGCAUCUUGGCUUCUUUGUGUCUGUGGUCAUUGGGAUGUUGAAGAGACGCUUCAAGAAAUACAGCUGCAGGAUCCCAGAAAGAAUAAUAACAAGGCUCUGGGCUGUCGACCACCAAUUCACAUAGUUAUAGUUUGACUGGAGUAGGAAAAAGUCAGCCAUUUUUCUCAUGCGAGCAAAGUUGUAGUAUCGCCACAUGUGAAAGAUAUUGUUCUGCAGCUUUCGUGUACUCUUCUGCAGGACAGAAAAUGAAAUACAGAAAGGGUUCCUCCGUAACCUCAUCUAGCCUCCCCUGGGUACCCACCAGCACUAACCUAGUUUAUCUGGAAGUUGAGUAACUUACGAUUUUAUAGUAUGUAAUAAAUUGGCUAUUGGAGUUGUUGAUAAAUGCUAGUUUUGUUGUCUAUGAAAAAAUGGCUUGGACUUCAGUUAUAAAAAAAUAAUUUUUAUAAUGAAAAACUUCAGUGCUAAAACUAGAAAGUUCCUCCAGAUUAUCUCUAGAUUUAGACAUGUACUCAGCACAUCAUUGCUGUUCUGGGUGAUGUCUUCUGUUCUUUGUAUAUGGUAAAAGAUAAGGGCCUGCAAAUUUUUAUGGAAGGGCCAGACAGUAAAUAUUCUAGGCUUUGCAGGCCAUACAGUCUCUUGCAACUACUAAGCUCUGCCACUGUAGCACAAAAGCAGCCAUAGACAAUAUGUCCAGUUAGCUGUCCCUCAUUAUCAGUGGGGAGAUGGGUUCCAGGACCUGCAGAGGAUGCUGAAAUCCCAUAGUCAGCCCUCCGCAUCUGCAGGUUCUGCAUCUGCAGAUACAGAGGGCUAACUGUAAUUGUCAAAUGAGCAUGGCUGUAUUCUAGUCAAACUUCACUUACAAAAACAGGCAGUGAGCUUUUGUGCAUCAAGCAGACUAUCAAGAAAGUCAAGAGAGAUCCCAGAGAAUGAGAGAAAAUAUUUGCAAAUCAUAUAUUUGUUAAGAGACUAGUAUCCAGAAUAUAUAAAGAACUGUUAGAACUCAAUCAUAAAAAGACAAAUAACCAGAUUUUAAAAUGGGCAAAGGAUUUGAAUAGACAUUUCUCCAAAAAAGCAUGCAAAGAUGCUCAGUGUCAGGGAGACACAACUCAAAAAUCACAAGAUACCACUUAUACCCACUAGGAUUGCUAUAGCAAAAAAGACUAUAACAUGUUGGCAGGGAUAUGGAGAAAUUGCAACACUCGUACACUGCUGGUGGGAGUGUAAAAUGGUUUAGCCACUGUGGAAUAUAGCAGUUCCUCAGUGAAGGUAAAAAGUUACCAUAUGUGCCAGCAGCGUAUACCGCUUAUAUGUGUACAGAGAUGAAAGCAUGUUCACACAAAAAUUUGUAGGCAAAUGCUCACAGCAGCAUUGUUCAUGAUAACCAGAAAGUGGAAAUAACCCAGAUGUCUACCAGCUGAUAAGUAGAUAAACAAAAUGUGUUUUAAAUAUACAAUAGAAUACUAUUCAUCCAGAAAAAGGAAUGAAGUAUUAAUACAUGGUACAAUGUGGAUGAACCUUAAAAACAUGCUAAAUAAAAGAAGCCAAAGACAAAAGACACAUUGUAUGAUUCCACUUAUAUGAAGUGUACAGAACAGGCAAAUCUAUAUAAACAAAGUAGAUUAGUGAGGGAUUACCCAGGGCUGAGGGGCAUGGGGAACACAGAGUGAAUAAUAGGUCUGCAGUUUCUUUUUGGGGUGAUGAAACUAUUCUGGAAUUAGAUGCUGGUAAUGGUUGCAGGACCUUGUAAACCACUAAACUGUACACUUAAAGUGGUGAAUUGUAUCACCAAACAGGCAGUGGGCCAGAUUUGGCCUGUGAACCGUUGUUUGCCAAUUCGUGGUAUAAAACAAGUGAGGAAUUUCAAGAGCUCCAAGUCACAAAAUUAAUUAAAGGCUUCAAAUCCCUUUGCCUGUUUGUUUUCUACCCAAAUGAGCCCUCACUCUGAUGAUAUUACUCCCAUAAUUCUAAUCUUUCCUCCAAAUUUAAAGUCAGUUUCCAUGGAUGUUUCUCUCCCACAAAACAGUUACCUCAAUUGCAUCCAAAGUAUCAUUCAGUUGUUUUCUUUCAUUCUUCUCUUUGUGCUCCAUCUCAGGCCCCUCAUAGAAGACUCCAAAAUUGAGGUAUACUUGCACAGAACCAAAGUGAUUUUGCUGAUUUUUUAGACAAAGCUGAUAAAAACCUGUAGGAAUCCCUAGAUCAUUACCAAAUCUUGGUCUCCCACCCUCCCACCCUCUAGAUUUCCCUGGAGAUAACUCUUCUCCAGUGUUAAAUGUGCUACUAUAGCACCUUCUUUUUACUUAGGAAGUACAAAAUCCAGUUUUUGAUGUGGAAGAUACUGAUCUUACUUGAAACUUAUUUUACUAAUUAUUUAUAAUAUUGUUUUGCCAAAUAUUAGUAGCUUUAGCUCUAUGUUGGAUAGAAAAUGUUUUCUUCCUCUUUUUCAACGUAUAAUUCCCACGUCUCUUAAGGAAUUUCUAAUCAAGAGCAUAUUAAGAGCAUAGGGUUUGCUUCUUGCAUACCAUGAGAGUUGGGAUAUCAUUUGAAUUUGAAAGUAGGGAAAAAAUGUAUGCUUUGUGAAUGAAAGAAGCUAUCCUACUGGAGUAACUUCCUGCAAGGUGGUCUGUAUGGGGGCUGAUGAUUGGGGUAUGUACUGGUGCUUGUUCUCAACUGGGGUCACCUCCCCGCGUGUGGUGAUGGGGGAGGAGUGAGGAGGAGCAGGGUUGGAAAGGUGUGGCAGUGUAUUUGAUUGUCGAAAUGACUGGAAGGCACUACGUAGGAGCCAAAGAUGCUGCAUAGUAAUGCUGAAUAUCCUGUGCCACUCAGUGAUUCUCUUACGUCCCUGUUGAGAAAUAGUCUUUUUUUGUGCACCUGGCUGGUAGAGAGGACAGUUCAAACUGGUGCCGUCCAGGGUGAGGACAGGCUCGAUCUGGCUGUAGGAAUUUUCUGGUGACUGGAGAAGUGCUUUGUUGUAGAAUGCGGAUAUUUUUCAUGGCCAUGCAUUUCCUUGUGUUCUGCUUUUUGGUAACCGGCUCAAGUGUUUUGAUGACUGAAAAGAAAUACUGUCCCAUAAUAAAUUUAUUAAUUGGAA